GAACAAAGAUAAGUGAGCGUUGGUAGGGGCCUUAACUGAAGAAAUUCAUAGGCUACUCGAUUUCGGCGAGGCAGUUUGAUACCAGCGGUGAAUGAAUCCGACUUACAGGCGCGAUCUUCAAACGGAAUUCGAGUUUAUGCGACGGGUAUACAGUGUGUGAGCAAAUAAAGGGACGCUUGUGAAUAUUGUGUACGUUUUUUCGAUAGCGACGUCAAAAUGAUACCACGACCAAGAUGUAAAAUUAGGACUUUAGUAUUUAUUUGUGUAGUGGUGUUCCUAUUAGUACAAUUAGCAUCUGCAGAAAGAGAAAGAGCAACGAGAAGAAGACUGCGCAGGCCUGUCAAGUCAGUGUCCCAUUCCGUGUCAGUAUCCAAAGACCAAGCAGUAUCAUCUAGCAUAAGUAAGUUGAGAAGGACGAGGCCUGGACAUAGAAAAGCCCACGACAACGCCGUCAGUUCCUCCAGUCCCAAGAAAGAGAAGGAUGGAUACAAGGUGGUCUGUUACUACACCAACUGGUCGCAAUACAGAGUCAAAAUCGGUAAAUUUACCCCGGAAGAUAUCCUUCCAGAUCUAUGCACUCACAUCAUCUUCGCCUUUGGUUGGUUGAAGAAAGGAAAGUUGUCUUCGUUUGAAAGUAACGAUGAGACGAAAGAUGGGAAAGUUGGAUUGUACGAGAGGAUACAUAAGCUGAAGAAAGCCAAUCCUCAUUUGAAGACUCUCCUGGCUAUUGGUGGUUGGUCGUUUGGUACUCAGAAGUUCAAGGAUAUGUCAGCAACGAGAUACACAAGGCAAACCUUCAUCUACAGCGCUAUUCCAUAUUUGAGGCAAAGGGGAUUUGAUGGUUUGGAUAUGGACUGGGAGUACCCCAAGGGGUCUGACGACAAGAAGAACUUUGUUUUGCUGCUUAAAGAACUACGCGAAGCCUUCGAAGCAGAGGCCCAAGAGAUAAAAAAGAACCGGCUUCUCCUUUCUGCCGCCGUCCCCGUAGGUCCAGACAACAUCAAAGGCGGUUACGACGUACCAGCAGUGGCCUCCUACCUCGACUUCAUCAACCUCAUGGCUUACGACUUCCACGGAAAAUGGGAACGAGAAACCGGCCAUAACGCUCCUCUUCAUUCCCCCAGCAGCGACAGCCAGUGGCAGAAACAGCUGAACAUCGAGCACGCCGCUAGUUUGUGGGUGAAACUGGGUGCACCCAAGGAGAAGAUGGUCAUCGGUAUGCCUACCUACGGUCGGUCCUUCACGCUGUCUGAUACUAGCAAGCAUGGAGUCCACGCUCCGGCUAGUGGUGGUGGUAAGGAAGGGACCUACACCAAGGAGUCUGGGUUCUUGGCGUACUACGAGAUCUGUGAAAUGCUUCAAAACGGAGCAACUUAUUAUUGGGAUGAAGAGAUGAAGGUACCGUACCUCGUGGAUGGAGAUCAAUGGGUAGGAUUCGAUGAUGAGAAGUCUAUCAGGCUCAAGAUGAAGUGGGUUAAAGAUAAUGGAUAUGCUGGGGCUAUGGUGUGGACUGUUGAUAUGGACGAUUUCACGGGGACAGUUUGUGGAGGCAGUGUCAAAUAUCCUUUGAUUGGGGCUAUGAGAGAGGAACUGAGAGGUAUAUCCAGAGGCAAGGACGCCAAAGACAUGGACUGGCAGAAGAUCGCUGGACCCUCCGAGUCCGAGGAAGAGGAAGAAGAAGAGGAAAAAGAGAAACCUGCUCCGAUAAAGAUUGCCGUGUCUGAAGUAUUGAAAAGAGCGAGAAAACCUACCAACAAGAAGAGCGUUAGUCCGAAGAGAGUGAGCAAGAAAGUUCGACCGCCACAAGUCUUCUGCUACAUGACCAGCUGGUCCCAGAAACGCCCAUCAGCAGGAAAAUUCUCCCCAGAAGACAUAAACCCCAACCUAUGCACCCAUAUUGUUUACGCUUUCGCCACCUUGACGGAACACAAGUUGGCAGAAGCCAGCAAAAAGGACCCGGAUAUGUACGAGCGGGUGGUUGCUCUCAGAGAAAAGAACGAAGAUCUGAAGGUACUUCUAGCUAUCGGAGGAUGGGCAUUUGGUUCCACUCCCUUCAAAGAAUUGACCAGCAACGUCUUCAGGAUGAACCAGUUCGUGUACGACGCUAUCGACUUCCUCAGGGAGUUCAAAUUCAAUGGGUUGGAUGUGGACUGGGAAUACCCUAGAGGUGCUGAUGACAGAGCUGCUUACGUCAACCUCCUCAAAGAGCUGCGCCUUGCUUUUGAAGGUGAAGCUAAAAGCAGUGGCCAACCGCGUUUGCUACUGACAGCUGCUGUCCCAGCUUCGUUCGAGGCCAUAGCAGCUGGUUACGACGUACCUGAAAUAGCCAAGUACCUAGAUUUUAUAAACGUCAUGACUUACGACUUCCAUGGUCAGUGGGAGAGGACUGUUGGACAUAAUUCGCCUUUGUUCCCAUUAGAAAGUGCCACCAGUUACCAGAAGAAACUCACAGUGGAUUACUCUGCGCGGGAAUGGGUAAAACAGGGAGCCCCUAAAGAAAAACUCAUGAUUGGAAUGCCGACCUAUGGUCGCAGUUUCGAACUGGUCAACGUCACCCAGUUCGAUAUUGGAGCUCCUGCAAGUGGUGGUGGAACUCCGGGAAAGUACACUGCAGAAGCUGGAUUCAUGAGUUUCUAUGAGGUCUGUGAGUUCUUACACGAAGAUAACACCACACUGGUGUGGGACAACGAGCAGCAAGUACCCUUCGCUUAUAGAGGGAACCAGUGGAUUGGUUUUGAUGAUGAGAGGAGUUUGAAGACAAAGAUGGCCUGGUUGAUGGAAGAAGGUUUCGGUGGCAUCAUGAUCUGGUCCGUUGAUAUGGACGACUUCAGAGGAUCUUGUGGUAGCGGAAAAUACCCCUUGAUCAACGCCAUGAGGCAAGAACUGGAAGGCUAUAAAGUCAAAUUGGAAUACAGUGGACCAUAUGAAACUACCAUCAGUUCUGGGCAAUACACUACAAAGAAUCCUAAUGAGGUGACUUGCGAUGAAGAAGACGGUCACAUCAGUUAUCACCCAGACAAAGCAGAUUGUAAGAUGUACUAUAUGUGUGAGGGAGAGAGAAAACACCACAUGCCCUGUCCCACGAAUCUGGUCUUCAAUCCAGACCAGAACGUGUGUGAUUGGCCUGAAAACGUAGAGGGGUGUAUGCAGUUCACACCAGCGCCCCCACCAAGUCGAUAAUCUACUGAUUUAAGAGUGUAGAGAUUGUAAAAGUAGAGUGAAUACUUUGUAAAAUAAUCCAACGUUGGAAGGUACAAUUUUACGCACAUAACUUUCUGUAAUAGGUUUAUCCCACUCCUGAUUUUGCAAUAUUAGUUAUGAUUAUUCUGCGGGAAUCAUCACAAAUUCUACUUAGGAAAAUUGUACCGCCUACUGAGAUUAUUUUCAAAAGUGCUGAUACCUGCUAUUUAACUUUUUUGUACACGGUUGUGAAAUUUGAAUUCUUUAUUCGUUUUAGUACAAAAAGGUUGGCAACUGUACAUAGUGACGUCUUAUUUCAUUUGAAUCAUGAGGAAGGUCUAAAAACGGAUGUAAUGUAACAAACACUGCUGUAAAUUUUUAGCACUGCCAUAAAAAGACAUAUUUUUGUAUAAUUUUACCUGGAACUUUUAAAUUGUGUAAUUUAGUCGAUGCCGAAAGGUAUUUUUCGCUUUAAAGUCCCAGUUAACCUUAUUGGUUAGGUUGUCGUAAUUAUAAAUUAUAUUAGCUUUAAGGAAAAGCAUAUUUUUAUAUUAUACAUUUUGUAUAUUAUAUAUUUUAUAUGUGUA
Molecule: messenger RNA, 3767 nt
Organism: Anoplophora glabripennis (Asian longhorned beetle)
Lineage: Eukaryota; Metazoa; Arthropoda; Insecta; Coleoptera; Cerambycidae
Gene: Cht7
Product: probable chitinase 10
Exons: 12
Coding region: 217-3180 (987 amino acids)
Biological process (GO): chitin catabolic process; carbohydrate metabolic process
Cellular component (GO): extracellular region
Molecular function (GO): hydrolase activity, hydrolyzing O-glycosyl compounds; chitin binding
Source: RefSeq, a predicted model, not a curated record